Molecule: messenger RNA, 2180 nt
Organism: Catharus ustulatus (Swainson's thrush)
Lineage: Eukaryota; Metazoa; Chordata; Aves; Passeriformes; Turdidae
Gene: FGF1
Product: fibroblast growth factor 1
Exons: 4
Coding region: 1201-1668 (155 amino acids)
Biological process (GO): regulation of cell migration; positive regulation of cell population proliferation; fibroblast growth factor receptor signaling pathway
Cellular component (GO): cytoplasm
Molecular function (GO): fibroblast growth factor receptor binding; growth factor activity
Source: RefSeq, a predicted model, not a curated record
GCCUGUUUUUUCCACGUGAGAUUUUCCACGUGAAAUUACUGUACUUAAUAUAUAGAUUAAUUAUUUUAGGUAAAGACUCGGAAAUAGGCUGAAAAAAUAAAUGCCAUCUGAUUUUUGGACCUGACUCUCUCACGCCUGUAGCUCACCUCUGGAAUGCCCCAUUUCCCUGGACCCACCUGUGGCUGAAGUGUCACCGCGUGGGUCCCGUCCUUCACCCGACAAACCAGCUUCUCCCAGCCCCGAACUGGGCAGACUGGGCUGAGGGAAAUCCGGAUUCCCUGACACCCGCAGAGCGCCCUGGCUCCUGUGUCCACUCGUGUCCCCUCGUGUCCCUCUCCUCCCUGUCCCUUCCCCUGUCCCCUCCUGUCGCUCUCCUCGCGGCUCUGGUGGCAUCAGGGGGUUGGUGGCAGCUCCGCGGUUCAUUCCUUGGCUGCUGCACGCUCCGAGUGUAUUUUUAAUGUAUUUAUCUCCCUGCAGCUUCCUGCCAGGCUGCUCUGGGGGGAAACGGGCACGGAGAGAGAAUGGUGCCGGGACACUGGGGACACUGGGGACACCGGGGACACUGGGGACACGAGGAUGGGGGGGUGACAGUGGGAUGUGGGGGUGACCCCGCUGUGCUCGCCACUGCCCGCUGCCAUCAGCCCCAGGGACACCGAGGGCUCUGCAGCAGGACAGGGAGAGGCUGGCAGGGGGCAGGGGGGACAUGGUGGCGGGGUUUGUCCCCGUCCCACGGGCGGGCAGAGAUCCCGGGAGGGCCUCCGGGAAAGGGGGAGGCUGGAUUCAAUCCUUGUCUUUCACCUGGGCUGGAGUCCAGCCCCAAAAUAGCCUUCCAAAAACAAGAUCACAUGAGAGGAAAAAAAUAGCAAGGCGAAGGAUUAUCCAUCCAUACUUCCUUGUCCUAUGUGGGUGCAGAGCCGCGGCCGGCACUGUCCCUGUCCCUGUCCCUGUCCCUGUCCCUGUCCCUGUCCCUGUCCCUGCCAGCCACGGUGCCGCUCCCGGAGCCGGCACAUCCCCGGUGCCGGUGCCAGCCGUGGGACCCGGCGCGAUCCCGGCAGGAGCUGCCUGGCCCCGGGAGGUGCAGCGAGGGCAGGGUGACCCCAGCACGUCCCCGGGCAGCCCGGGCAGGGCGGUGGCGCUGCCUCCCGGCCCCCUGCGCUGCCCAGCCCCGCGCUCCUGGAGCCCGCUCAGCCCGGCCCCGGCAUGGCCGAGGGGGAAAUCACCACCUUCAGCGCCCUGACAGAGAAGUUCAACUUGCCCCCGGGCAACUACAAGAAGCCCAAGCUGCUGUACUGCAGCAACGGGGGGCAUUUCCUGCGCAUCCUGCCCGACGGCACCGUGGAUGGCACCAGGGACCGCAGCGACCAGCACAUUCAGCUGCAGCUGAGUGCAGAGAGCGUGGGGGUGGUGCACAUCAGGAGCACGCAGUCGGGGCAGUACCUGGCCAUGGACACCAACGGGCUGCUCUACGGCUCGCAGCUACUGGGUGAGGAGUGUCUGUUCCUGGAGAGGCUCGAAGAGAACCAUUACAACACCUACGUGUCCAAAGUGCACGCGGACAAGAACUGGUUUGUGGGGCUGAAGAAGAACGGGAACAGCAAGCUGGGCCCGCGGACUCACUAUGGCCAGAAGGCAAUCCUGUUCCUGCCCCUGCCUGUCUCACCUGACUGAGCCAGCCCCAGAGCUCAGAGAGACCCCAAACCCCAAACCCAACUGCUGCUGCUGCUCCUCCCUAGAGCCCACCAGAGCUCCGAGCUUUAGGUCAAGGCUUUGCCAAACCCAGCCAAAGCAGAGCCCCUGUGCUCUGCACCAAGCUUUGCAGAGAUGAGGGGGUGAGCCCUGACACCCUGCUAGGGUUCAUGGGGGACGCUGCCCUCAGUGUGUGCCAGUGAGUGCCAGAACCCUCAGCUGUGUGCCAGUGAGUGCCAUGACCCUCAGCUGUGUGCCAGUGUGUGCCAGAACCCUCAGCCAUGUGUGCCAGUGUGUGCCAGAACCCUCAGUGUGUGCCAGUGUGUGCCAUGACCCUCAGCUGUGUGCCAUGACCCUCAGUGUGUGCCAGUGUGUGCCAGAACCCUCAGCUGUGUGCCAGUGUGUGCCAGAACCCUCAGCUGUGUGCCAGUGUGUGCCAGAACCCUCAGAUGUGUGCCAGUGUGUGCCAUGACCUUUAGUUAUGUGUGCCCCAU